AUGAUGAUCCAGGAGGAUGACGCUACGACUGGCACACCCCCAACAACAUCAACAACAGCAUCAACAACCAGUACCCCAACGCCAAGUCCAAAGCCAUUGAACCUGACCCUCUUUGGUUUCAUUGAUUACAACAAGGAUGGUAAAAAGGAGACUAGUGAGCCAUGGGCUUGGGGCGGCCAAGGUACUUUGACCACGGAGGAUGGAACUGUCCUGUCCACAUUCACCUCGACCAAUGGCAAGGAUGGAGUCAAGUACACACUCUACCCAGGUCGCUACUGUCUCACCUUGAAGUACCGUAACGCAGACUACUCUCGGACCUCUGGGCAAAGACAACAAGUACAGCACCGACAAGCCCAAGCACUGCUUCGACCUCAACAAGAACACUGCCCCAUCUGGAACCUUGACCGAAAUGGAGUCCAGGAUCCAGGCGAGCAAUCAGUUGUUGGUGGAGUUGGUUCUCUCACCAAACCAGACGGUACCAUUGUCAGGAACAUGCUACCGGUAAUGUACUAA
This is a messenger RNA of Acytostelium subglobosum LB1, 513 nucleotides long. RefSeq lists its product as hypothetical. The coding region runs from base 1 to 513 and encodes 170 amino acids. NCBI's taxonomy places the organism in Eukaryota, Evosea, Eumycetozoa, Acytosteliales, Acytosteliaceae. The transcript is spliced from 3 exons. The record is from RefSeq and is a predicted model, not a curated record.